This is a messenger RNA of Fulvia fulva, 645 nucleotides long. Its product is annotated as Aldehyde oxidase GLOX. The transcript is spliced from 2 exons. Lineage: Eukaryota; Fungi; Ascomycota; Dothideomycetes; Mycosphaerellales; Mycosphaerellaceae. Bases 1 to 645 code for a protein of 214 amino acids. The record is from RefSeq and is a predicted model, not a curated record.
AUGACAGACCCCAUCCUCCUUCCCGACGGCACAGUCCGCCUCCUCAACGGCGCCCACAAAGGCAGAGCGGGCGACGACCGAGCCGACGAUCCCGUCCUGGAGCCUCUUCUCUACCACGCUUCCAAACCCGCCGGCAGCCGUUUCGAGAAGAUGCCCAAGACCGAAAUUCCGAGGCUCAACCCCGAUGUGUUUUACAAUGCGUACGGAAACGUCUCGAUCAAUGCUGCGUACCCCGAGUUUCAGAACAAUGGGCAUACGAGCUAUCUGCAUCAGCAGCAGAGCCCGGAUGUCAAUCAUCCGACAGAGUAUCGGGUUGAGAUUUUCGCACCGACGUAUAUGGACUCUGCCGCUCGUCCGGUGACUGAUACUGCGCCGGAGACGAUCAAGUACGGUCAACAGACCACAGUUAGUGCAUCAGGUCUGGAAGACAAGCUUGUCAAGGUCCAGCUGAGCUAUUCGGGGUUCCAUACUCAUGCUGUUGAUAUGGGACAGAGGAUGGUGGAGUUGGAAUUGGAGGUGGAAGGUGAGAAUGUGACGAUCACAGGACCUGCUAAUGCGAGUGUGAUGCCGCCGGGUGUCUACUUGCUGUGGGUCGUAGCGGAUGGGGUGCCGAGUGAGGCGAGAUGGGUUAGUUUGCAGCAGUAA